AUGCACAUGAUUGAAUGCAUUGGAGGAUUUGUAGCUAUCCUAGUCUUCCUAUUCAUUCACUUUUGGAGACGCAACAGAGAUGAAAUUUUACCAAAUUGGCCAAUAAUUGGUAUGCUACCGGUGCUUUUGCGUCACAUGUCCGAUUUGCAUGAUCAUAUAACCUUAGUGAUGAACAUCCAUGGAGGAACUUUUCGAUUUCAAGGGCCUUGGUUCACAGACACAAGCUUUAUCGUUACCGCUGAUCCAAUCAACGUUGAGCAUAUCACAUGCAAGAAUUUUGGCAACUACGGGAAAGGGUACAACUUUCAAGAAAUUUUUAACUUUUUUGGAGACAGUAUUUUAACUGUCAAUUCCCAUGUUUGGAAACAGGAGAGAAUAAUGGUUCAGUCAAUUCUGAAACGUAAAAGCUUCAACAACUUGUUCCAAAAAACCAUACAGAAUAAGUUGGUGAACUGCCUACUACCAUUUCUUAAUGAUGUAUCUAAACUAGGUAUCCAGGUGGACUUGCAAGAUGUGUUUGGAAGGUUCACAUUUGACAACAUAAUCGUCACUUUAUUCGGAUUUGAUCCGAAUUCCCUUCCAAUCAAGUUUAGUGAGCUUCGAGAUAUUUCUUAUCUAAAAUCUCCUCAUGUAAUAGAGCAAGUGAUUUUUUACAGGCAUUUCAUUCCGGUUUGUCUAUGGAGGGUGCAAAAAUGGCUUCGUGUGGGUCCGGAGAACAAGUACAAGGUAGCCUCAGAGAAUCUCAACCGAUUCUUGUCCGAACGUAUUAGUGCAUUUUCCAAACGCAAAGAUAUGGACGAAUGUUUUUUCGACAUGAUGAAAGCACUGACAAAAGAAGAAAAUGGAAAGGAGGAAAUGAGUGAGAAGUAUGUUAGAGACACAGCAGCCACUUUGCUGUUAGCAGGAAAUAGUCCAGUUACUUCAGGUCUCAGUUGGUUUUUCUGGCUUGUUUCAAAUCAUCCUAUUGUUGAAGCUAAAAUUAUUCAAGAGAUUAAAGAUAGUUAUCCAACACAAGAGGAGAAUUUGAUCACUAGUUUAUGUUUGGAAGAGGUUGAUAAGCUAGUGUACCUCCAUGCAGCUAUAUGUGAAGCUUUAAGGCUUUAUCCUCCAAUACCAUUUGAGCAUAUAUGUGCAAUCAAAUCUGAUGUGUUACCUAGUGGACAAGAUGUUAGUCCAAAUACAAAGUUAAUUUACUUUAUGUAUAGUAUGGGAAGGAUGGAAGAAAUAUGGGGAGAAGAUUGCAAAGAAUUUAAGCCGGAGAGAUGGAUAUCACCGAGAGGAAAAAUCAUACAUGUACCGUCAUACAAGUUUGUAACAUUCAAUGCAGGUCCUAGAAGUUGUUUGGGUAAAAAUUUAGCGUUCUUUCAAAUGAAAAUGGUUGCAGCUGCUAUGUUAUGGAUGUUUCAGAUACAGGUGGUGGAAGGACACCCUGUAACCCCAAAGCUUUCUAUUUCUCUUGGAAUGAAACAUGGCUUGAAGGUCAAGGUCACUAAAAGAUGCAUUUCAUAA
Molecule: messenger RNA, 1509 nt
Organism: Vicia faba (fava bean)
Lineage: Eukaryota; Viridiplantae; Streptophyta; Magnoliopsida; Fabales; Fabaceae
Source: the annotation of a GenBank genome assembly